AUGUCCUUCAGUUUUUCUGACCAUUCGCACAGAAGACUCAAUCCGCUCACCGGCGACUACGUCUUGUGUUCCCCACACCGAGCGAAGAGACCAUGGCAAGGUGCUGAAGAAGACAACAAGGUCUCCAAGUCUCCUAGCUACGAUCCAAAGUGUUACUUGUGUCCAGGUAAUGCUCGUGCUACCAGUGGUGCUGAAAACCCCAAGUACACGUCCACAUAUGUGUUCCCUAACGACUUUCCUGCUGUUCAACUAAACCAACCAGACUACAAGGAUGAGGUGUUGGGAACAGGUAACUCCGACAUUGAAAAGUUGAAGAAGAAGUUGUUCAAGGUCGAUGGCGUCAAGGGAACAGCCUAUGUGAUCUGCUUCAGUCCCAACCAUGCGUUGACACUUCCAUUGAUGGAAGUGGAUGACAUCAAAGGUGUAGUGGAUACCUGGCAGCAGUUGUACAUUGAUACUAAGGCAGAACUGGCCAAAGGCGCUCCAUUCGGGUACAUACAGAUCUUCGAAAACAAGGGCUCUGCCAUGGGAUGUUCCAAUCCACACCCACAUGGCCAGGCCUGGUGCUUAGAUACAAUUCCUACUGAAGUAGGCAAGGAAUUGACCAACAUGGGCCAUUAUCAUGAGACCAACGGCUCCCACUUGUUGGGUGACUAUGUAAAAGUUGAGCUUGCAGAAAAGUCCAGAGUAGUGGCUGAGAACGACUCUUUUGUGGUUGUGGUUCCAUUCUGGGCUCUUUGGCCAUUUGAAACGUUAUUGGUUUCCAAAGAACACUUGAGAUCUCUUGAAGAAUUCAACAACGAACAGAAAACAGACUUGGCUUCCAUUCUAAAGGUAAUCACUACAAAGUACGAUAAUCUCUUUAAGACAUCAUUCCCUUACUCAAUGGGAAUGCAUCAGGCUCCAUUCAUAGGUACAAAGGAGCAAAUUGAGAAUUCAUGGUUCCAUAUCCAUUUCUACCCACCACUCUUGCGUUCUGCAACCGUUAAGAAGUUCUGUGUGGGAUUUGAAAUGCUUGGAGAAGCACAGAGAGAUUUGACCAGUGAGCAGGCUGCUGCCAGACUCCAGGUUCUAGAUGGUGAAAAGCACUAUAGUGUGUAG
This is a messenger RNA of Sungouiella intermedia, 1101 nucleotides long. The record is from the annotation of a GenBank genome assembly. NCBI's taxonomy places the organism in Eukaryota, Fungi, Ascomycota, Pichiomycetes, Serinales, Metschnikowiaceae.